UUGGCGGUCUUUUCGCGGCCUUUGGUUGUUGAAGCGUAUCUUGUGCUCAAGACUUCGCAAACACCUGCUUUACUUCCCGCAUUACUGAACUUAAUCAGAAUGGCUAGCUUCGCCGCUUGCAAGUCUGCUGUCUCCAUGCGCGGCUUCACUCCGCGCACCACUGGCCGGCCCGCGGUACCUCAUCUAUGCAACCGACUUUCCAUAGUGGCGCGCGUUGCCAGCCCUGACAUUGCGGGGCCGCCAGGCGAUGGCCUUGAGUGGGAGAUGCCGUUCAGCGAGCGGCGCCGCCUGGAGCACGAGCUGCGCGCCGCCCGCGCCGCCUCAGAGCGGCUGCCCGCCGAGAUGCGCUUCAGCCGCGAGCAGCUCUUCUACUUUGGCCCCGCCGAAAUCCUCACCUACCUUCGCUACAUCCUGGCCUACGAGUUCAGCGUGCCCGUGGACCUGGUCACGCCCGCCACCACGCUGGUGUCACUGGUCUCGUCGUCGUGUGGCGCCGACGGCUGCGCCGCUGAUGAUGACGAGGCGCUAGCGCAGGCCCAGGCGGUGGGCAUGGGGCGGCUGGUGGCGGCGGUGGACACCGCCUUCCACGCCUUCUUCCCGCUGCUGGGGCAGCUGGACUGGGGCGAGGCCAGCGUGCAGGCGCUGGCGGACGCCAUCUGCAACGACCUGGCGGCUGAGUGGAACUAGACGGGACAGGAGGAGGAGGAGGAGGAGGAGGGCGGCGGCAGGGGCUAGCUGUGUGUUGUGGACUCGAGAAGUAUGCGGUCUUGGGUGUUGUGAAGGUCGCCAGUGGGUGGCGAUGGAGGCGGCUGAGGGGUUUGCGGCGCGGCGCUUCUCCAUGCGCGGGCGCGCAUGGAGGCGGCGGCGGUGGCGUUUCAUAGGGGCGCCCCAACCCCGAAAUGAAGAAUGGAGAGCGGUGUGCGCUGGUGCAUGAGGGUUGAGAGGGCGGGAUGUGAGGAACACGCUUGCCGCGUCUGAGGAACCGAGGCGGACAGGAGGCGCGGGCUGUGGUGCCAGCGGCUGAGCCCGCAUUCCGUCGGCCAGCGAGUCGACUGGCUGCGAGAAGUGUUGUUUGGCUGAGGCCUGGACUGCGAGGCGGGUGAGGAGGGGGCGGCUGUGGCCGGUGCAUGUGACAAGAGCAUCAGCGGCGUGAGGAGGGUCGUUGGGCUGCGUGAUUGCCUACAGGGCAAAUCAUCAUCAGGGAAGGAGGUAUCGGGCGUUUGCAUACAAGUGUGUGGUCAAUUCACGGAAGGGGCGGUGGCGGCGGCAAAGGUGGGGGCAUGCAGCUGCCUUGCGUCGUCACAGCCACAGUAUUUAUGUUCGGGUCCCAACCACGCCACAGGUUGGUGUUGUGUGUUUGCAUAUCUGGUGGUGGUUGAGCGUUACGUUGUCACGUCGUGGAGCCGCUGCGUAUGUAUGACGUGCGAAGCGCGGCGGAGUCGGAACACCGACCACGCGCGCGCUUCAUGUAGUAUGAAACUGUAGACGUCUGACAUGGACCCCGCGCACUCUUGGCUUUGCCAGUAGCCAGCGCGAUUGACGCCGGGAAAUCGCAUUGAUUGUUGGUGAGUGGUGCAUCUACGUGAAUAGAGUUACUGUACAUCGGCGAUGACAUCCGGGCGUUGGGUGGUGAGGCGGACGGUGUGUUGAGGCCUAGCCUGUAGGCAGAUGUGACAUGAGAGGUCCGCACUCGGGCUGGUACUGGAGCGAGACAGCCGCAUACAUGCAUGGCAUGAGCGUGCCGAUGGAGGGACUCAGAUACUGAAACAUUUCAUGAAAGAUGAUGGAAGCGGAUGGGCCAUUGGUUUGUGAGGUAGCAGGUGCUCCGUGUGUACUCAUGCGGUACACUGCAAACGUACAGGUGUAACACAGACCUGCC
This is a messenger RNA of Chlamydomonas reinhardtii, 1879 nucleotides long. RefSeq lists its product as uncharacterized. The record is from RefSeq and is a predicted model, not a curated record. Bases 100 to 687 code for a protein of 195 amino acids. NCBI's taxonomy places the organism in Eukaryota, Viridiplantae, Chlorophyta, Chlorophyceae, Chlamydomonadales, Chlamydomonadaceae. The transcript is spliced from 2 exons.